Molecule: messenger RNA, 698 nt
Organism: Histoplasma capsulatum G186AR
Lineage: Eukaryota; Fungi; Ascomycota; Eurotiomycetes; Onygenales; Ajellomycetaceae
Product: 40S ribosomal protein S24
Exons: 3
Coding region: 104-511 (135 amino acids)
Biological process (GO): translation
Cellular component (GO): ribosome
Molecular function (GO): structural constituent of ribosome
Source: RefSeq, a predicted model, not a curated record
GACGACAGCGACAACUGACAAACCCCAGCAGCCGACAAUCUCCCCCUUCGUCGAAGCAGACUUUUCGAACUGCCGGUGGCUCCCUUCUUGAAAUUCUGCAACCAUGGCUGAACCUGCGGUGACUCUGCGGACGCGCAAGUUCAUCCGGAACCCGCUUUUGGGUAGAAAGCAGAUGGUUGUUGACAUCCUCCACCCCAACCGUGCCAACAUCUCCAAGGAUGAGCUCCGUGGGAAACUCUCAGAACUUUACAAGUCCAAAAAGGACCAAGUCUCCGUAUUCGGUCUCCGCACGCACUAUGGUGGUGGUAAAACCACCGGUUUCGCUCUCAUCUACGACUCGACCGAAGCCCUGAAGAAAUUUGAACCCCGUUACCGCCUCGUCCGCAUCGGAGCUGCGGAGAAGAUUGAGAAAGCCAGCAGGCAGCAACGCAAACAAAGGAAAAACCGGUCAAAGAAGUUCCGGGGCACAGAAAAGACCAAGGGACCAAAGAAGGACAAGAAGGGUAAAUAGAGGAGGAAUCCGUGUUUCUUUGCUUAUUUGGUUUUUACGGUGCUCGGCGGAGAUAUCACGACAUGGGAUUUUUGAUUUAAGGACCCCAAAAUGCGCUGGAUGAAAUUUUUUUCUUUAUCUACCUACAUCAAUGAUGUACUUUAGCCGAAAAUCAAGCCAUUUCGUGAAAUAACGCCUUUUCACUCAU